AUGGCGACUCUCUCCGCUUACUCCUCUCCCGCCGCCUGGCCCAACGAGAAUCCUAAUCCAGCAGUCCUCCUUCAGCAGAGCGCCACCGGGGAAGAACAGCAGCUCGAUAAUCCCCAGUCUUACGAUUCCCUUUCUUCAAUUAUGCCCCAGGAAAAUCACCAACUACCUCCACUCGCUCAGUCGCCUUCGAACCCUAGCCCCCUCACCAAUUACAGCAGUCCAAUUUCUUCACCGCCGGAAUCCUCGUCCCCACUGCCGUCCGUUGCCCUCCUACAUCUCUCCUUCAACCAGGACUCCGGAUGCUUCGCCGCGGGUACCGACCACGGGUUCCGGAUCUACAACUGCGACCCCUUCCGGGAGAUAUUCCGCCGUGACUUCGAUCACCGUGGCGGGGGAAUCGGAGCGGUGGAGAUGCUUUUCCGUUGUAAUAUUCUAGCUCUCGUUGGUGGUGGGGCCGACCCGCAGUACCCACCCAAUAAGGUUAUGAUCUGGGAUGAUCAUCAGAGCCGUUGCAUUGGCGAGCUCUCCUUUAGGUCCGAGGUUCGAUCUGUGAAGCUUCGGCGGGAUAGGAUCAUCGUCGUUUUGGAGCAGAAGAUUUUUGUGUAUAAUUUUUCGGAUUUGAAGUUGUUGCAUCAGAUUGAGACGAUCGCCAACCCUAAAGGGCUUUGUGCGGUGUCACAUGGGGCGGGUUCGCUUGUCUUGGUCUGCCCGGGCUUGCAGAAGGGUCAAGUUCGGGUUGAGCAUUAUGCCUCAAAGCGGACAAAGUUCAUUAUGGCGCACGACUCCAGGAUUGCUUGUUUUGCUAUCACGCAGGAUGGCCAGUUGCUUGCUACUAGUAGCACUAAGGGUACCCUCGUAAGGAUUUUCAGUACAACGGACGGCAGUCUUCUUCAAGAGGUGAGGAGGGGUGCAGACAGAGCAGAGAUAUACAGCUUAUCAUUCUCUUCUACUGCACAAUGGCUAGCCGUUUCUAGUGAUAAAGGAACAGUGCACGUUUUCAGCCUUAAGUUGAAUCCUGAGGCAAAAAUGAACGACAUUUCACGAACCACAACUGAUUCAAAUCAUGCUGCUGGCUCACCUGGUUCAUCCUUGUCCUUCUUGAAAGGUGUUUUACCAAAGUAUUUCAGCUCAGAGUGGUCGGUUGCUCAGUUUAGGUUACUGGAAGGCUCGCAGUACGUUGUUGCCUUUGGUCACCAGAAGAACACGGUGGUCAUUCUCGGGUUCGAUGGAAGCUUCUAUAGGUGUCAGUUCGACCCUGUGAACGGUGGAGAGAUGACACAGCUAGAACAUCACAACUUUCUGAAGCCAGAUGGUAGCUCCUGA
Messenger RNA from Linum trigynum, 1323 nucleotides. The record is from the annotation of a GenBank genome assembly. NCBI's taxonomy places the organism in Eukaryota, Viridiplantae, Streptophyta, Magnoliopsida, Malpighiales, Linaceae.